Podospora pseudocomata is the source of this 2503-nucleotide messenger RNA. RefSeq lists its product as uncharacterized. The coding region runs from base 1 to 1371 and encodes 456 amino acids. NCBI's taxonomy places the organism in Eukaryota, Fungi, Ascomycota, Sordariomycetes, Sordariales, Podosporaceae. The record is from RefSeq and is a predicted model, not a curated record. The transcript has 3 exons.
AUGGACGAUCUCCAGACAACCGAGUUUGACAUUGGAAGCAUUGAGGUUGCUACCAUAAAUUCCGACCUAUCGAUUGUUCUCACCAGCUCCUGCGUGCUCUCCUUACCCGCAAUCUGGGACCAUGUUCCAGACGCCAUCGAGCUAUAUAAAGCCUCCUCUGAAGCAAUUAUAUGGAUAGCCAAGGCAGGUGGUGAUUGUCGGGUGGAAUUCUCAACACUGUUGAACGGCGAACCCCUUGAUGUUGCAGGCCUAGACCCUGACGCUGAAGUCACAAUCUCUCACUUGGCCGCCGGGUGCGGAAUCUGGCUGGAGCUCGGUCUUGAUCUUCGACUGAAACACGCGACGCAUCCUGAGCUUGAACAUAGCAAUCCCGAGGCUGUCUACUUUCUACACCACCCAGACCUGUCCUCCAGUCUGAUCGCACCGCCCGAACUACCAUUUGCCAGCUUUCAAGAGUUGAAAGUAGAUAUCCAUUAUCACAUCAAUAUGUCAUACUCAACAGACGAUCAAACCGAGGCCACAGAAACGACUGGGUUGCCCUUGGAGGACAGAUUGGAGGAAGCCAUGACACUGCUGGACAUUGGGCUUCAGAAGCUGAUCGGAGUCAAGAAAAGCAUACCGGGGGUGAAGGUCACAAAAUCCAACAAUGAUUUGCCUUCGUUGAUUGGCAUUGCCCCAGCCGUAUGGAACAUCCCAUACUUACAGUCGAUGACAGUACACGCGCAAAUGAUCCCUUCUCUGGCAAGAAGUAUCGUCCGGCUGAAACACUCCCAGUCACCCAGUCUUCGGAGAAAGGUUGAGGGGUUGAUGCCAGGCGAUAUUGACCCAGAAAUAUGGGAUGUCGAUGACGAAAUCGAGGACGAAAUCCGCAAACGCCUUUGGCUUCGAUGCCAGACGGGUAUUCGGUCGGAUCCGAUCCAAAGAAUCAGCACAUCUCAGACAAACGCAGAUGACAAUAGGCAGGAGGAAGCUCCCCAGAGACUCCUUGGUGGACCAAAGUCUGCGGAGGAGAGAUGUGGUCCUCAUGAAUGCGGAGAGGCCAUCAUCAACCCUCUCCAUUAUGCUUCCACAGCGAACCAACUUGCACACUAUUGCGACAUUCCAGAAGGCAUUUACGACGACGAUAACGACUAUGAUGAGGGAUACGAUGCUGAUGACAGCCCCUCAGAGACCAAUUCAUUUUCACCUUACUCUUCCUCCGACAUUGGAGCCCUUCAUUCAGACGACUGGCAAGGCAGUUCCGAAGCUGAGUACUUCUACACAGAUGGACAAGGGAAUGUGGUCACCCUCCAGCGGGAUAGUGAUUCUACAGAACCAGAGGCCGUAGGAUGGGAUCGCAGCUCGAGUAUUGACACCAUGGACUUUGAAUAAUGCUCAGACGACGAACACACGACAAGGGACUGUGAAGAGGAAAGUUGAAGAUGUGUUAUAUGUACGACGAAUCAUGAUGCCAGGUCGGUCAAAAUGACAAAACCCGGCUCUUCAAAGCCGCCACAACCUAGACACCGACCAGACCAUCGCCAUAGAGCUGUACCUGCCCAUCAGCAGCUCACAACGACAUCCCAAACCAGGGUGAGCCGACCAAGCCGCGACCGCACGUUCUUGUCCAAGCGCCCAAAACGAUGAUGCAUCGAAAUAUCCCCUUUCCGGACCAGAAUUCUUGCCCAACCACUGGGGCCGAACGUACGGUUCCUGGGCCUUCCACCCAUGUAUCCACGCCUAGGUAGAAUUCGCCCACUUUCCAGCCCUUCAAACCUUUCAGCCUCCACGACGUACUGGAUGGAUAGCCUGGUUUAUAGCAUCGAUUGCCAAGUCAAAAUCGUCUUCUCCCUCCCUUUUGAUGGAAUGCGGUUUCCCAAGCGUCACGGUGCGCCCCAAAUUUAUUUCUUGGCGCCACCACCCUUCUCAGCCUGCUUCUUCUUUUUCUUGUCCUCCUUUGCCUUCUUCUGUUCGGGCUUCAUGGUGGCGUAGUGGAUGUACCAGAUGAGGACGCACUGGAGGAUGAUAGUGACAAGAACGAUGAGAAGGAUGGUGAAGAGGAUGGGCUGGUCGUUGAGGACGGCGACGGCUUCUGGCGUGGCGCCAAUGCUGGAGAACCAAUCGAAUUGACCCAUUUUGAUUACGUGUGGUGGUUAUAUAAAUGGUAUGUGGUGGCGCGUAAAUGGAAUAUGCUAUCGGGGGAUAUCGCAAAGAUGACUUGAUGUCUCGGACGGAUGAAGAAGGUAGUGUGAUCAAAGAGGCUCUGCCUGCUCGCCGGAAUAGAAUAAUUAAAUGUACAGGGCAAAAAUGAACGUGUUGAAGAUUAUGGGUUUGAAGGUGAGAAUAUCUCACGAUGCUUUUGGAGGAGGAGGCAAAAAGGAAAGGAUGGGCGCGUGGAGUGGGUGAGUGGGCAAGGGGGAAGAUUAUAGGAUAAAACCUCAGACGUCACAAUCAAAAAGCGGUGCAAUUGAUUUAAAAGGGCGACGUUCUCGGCGGAUGGCCACAUGGUCUUCAGUAGGCGGCA